Linum trigynum is the source of this 372-nucleotide messenger RNA. Lineage: Eukaryota; Viridiplantae; Streptophyta; Magnoliopsida; Malpighiales; Linaceae. The record is from the annotation of a GenBank genome assembly.
AUGUUCAGGGCGUAUGAGCAGCAGAGGCAGAGCCAUCAUAAUCAUAAUCAGGAGGUGAUUGGGUUUGAGAGCGGGAUUAAUAAUGGUGGGAUUAGUGAAUAUCAUCAUCAUGUUGGGGAUAAUUCAGUUCAUGAUGGGUUUGAUAAUGAGAUUAGUGGUGGUGUUGGGGAAGUUGAGCCGUGCUUGGCCCUUGGCAGCAUGGAUGGACGAGGGAGUUAUAAACAUAGUCAUAAUCAUCAUCAUCAAUUGCAAGAGCAGCUUUUCAUUCAUGCAGAGCAACAAGAGCAGGCAGAAACUAAUCAUAAUUAUCAGCAUCAACAUAGUCCAGGGAGUGAUGAAGGUACGAGCUUAGGGCCUCUCUCUUAUAAUUAA